GUUCGCAGUGAUCUCAUAAUAAUUAGUUGACUCAAGACAUUUAUGGGAACAUAAAUAAUUUUAGCUUUAAUCAUUGCUCUUGGAAAGUAUAUAUUUUUAUCUCGGUUUUGUAUUUAUCUGGUCCAGCAUACUUUUGCGUGGUAUAACUUAUUAUUAAACGUGUGAAAGAAAUUUUGUCUGUGUGUGUGAUUAUAUUGAAAAUUCUCCACAAUUUUGAUUAUAUCAAAAAUUUUUUAUUGUCAGCUUAGUCGGUGACGCAAGCUAGCUGUCUCAAUUAUUAACUAUCUUUGAUGGACGUUCAAUUGUCGAAGACAAUGAUGCCUCUCGUAUAAUAAGUAAAACGCAAAUAAAAGUAUAUAAUGAACCACUGUAUAAUUCUCGAAUAUUCUUACAUCAUUCAAAUACUAUUUUAAUUUGUUGCAAUCGUACUCCAGACUUGUUCAAUUGCAUCUGCAUAUCAAUGUAUUCUUUCCAAAAUCAUUUGAAACGAUUAACAUAUAUGUUCGAGAGCAGGUAUGUGUCAAGUGGCUCAAGACACAAGAGUAGAUCUCGUGAAUGGCGCAUUUACGUGCACGUCGCGUACAUCGAGUUCGCGAGAUAAAAGUUUAAUCUACGUGUCUCGCACCGAGAAAGAAAUAUGAAGCCGCUCUCGGCAGAGAAGAAAAGUCCACUCACUAACGAGGACAAUCCCGUAGUUUUCCUGGAUGUCGUGAUCGGACCUGAAAAAGUUGGAAAAAUCGUCAUAGAGCUCUUCAAGGACAUCGUGCCGCGUACCGCGGAGAAUUUCCGCGCGCUGUGCACCGGCGAGAGGGGCGCAGGAUCAAAGGCUAGGAAGUUACACUAUAAGGGAACUAUCUUUCACAAAGUCAUUUCACACUUCAAGAUCCAGGGUGGCGAUAUUGUCAAUUUCAAUGGCACCAGUGGGGAGAGUAUUUAUGGUCCUUUCUUUGAGGACGAGAACUUCACGUUGAAACAUGAGUCCGCUGGGCUACUUAGCAUGGUGAAUGAGGGGAGGCCGCAUACCAACAAUUCUCAAUUUAUCAUCAUCCUUGAAUCAAGUCCGCAUCUGGACAACCUUAAUGUAGUAUUUGGAAAGGUUGUAGCAGGCAUGGGUACAGUGUUAGAGAUGAGUAAAGUAAAAACUGAAAAGGAUGAUGUUCCAGUUGAGCAAAUAUGUAUAGUGGAUUGUGGAGAAUUCAAGAAAGGCGAGACUUGGCAAUUGCAGGAGAAUGACGGAACCGAAGACGUUUAUACCCCUUUUCCAGAAGAUUGGAAUUACAUUUUGCACGACGGCAAGCUCACACACAAAUUCAUGGAAAGUGUAAUAAAGAACAUAAAAGAUUCUGGAAAUGAUUAUUUUGCAAAGCAGAACUUUGUGGAUGCCGGUAGAAAGUAUAAGAAGGCAUUACGGUAUUAUGUCUGGAUGAGCAAACAGCAAAACAUGUCAGAUACAUUUUAUGCCUCGCUAACGGAUCUUAAAUCAAUUUUGUUACUUAAUUUAGCUGCUGUACAUUUAAAGCAGGAAAAAUAUAAUAAAACUAUAGAUCUUUGUAACGAGGUUUUGGAAACGGAUAAUACAAACACAGUUAUUUUGAAAAAAGCGUUAUUUCGAAGAGGACAAGCCUACACAUCCUUGAAUGAAUAUAAAUUAGGAUUAAAAGAUUUUUCUCGGCUGUUUGAACUAUGUCCUGACAAGGCUAUUCUGAAUGAAAUAAAAAAAACAUUAAAAUCCAUCAUCGAAUUCCACCAUUGGAUGAAAAAAUUCAGUGAAUAUAUCAUUUCUUGAAAUUCUGAUGGAGAUGUAAUAUAAAAUUGAUCAGAAAAACCAAUUCAUUUUUAUUAAUGCAGAAGAGCUAUGUGGAAAAGAAAUGAAUGAAUUUUUAUUAAAUCAUUUUACUUUUUUUUUACUUUUACAUAAAUCAAUGUGUCAGUUUCAGUCAAUUAUUUCAAUCAAUGUUGAAAUCAAUAUUCAAUGUGUCAUACAAUAUACACAUGUGUUAUAGUACUUAUUAUUAAUAGCUUUAUGAAGAUAUUGUCUGUUUAUUAUAUAUUUUUUUAUUAAAAUAAUCGAAAAAA
Molecule: messenger RNA, 2076 nt
Organism: Solenopsis invicta (red fire ant)
Lineage: Eukaryota; Metazoa; Arthropoda; Insecta; Hymenoptera; Formicidae
Gene: Cyp40
Product: peptidyl-prolyl cis-trans isomerase D
Exons: 7
Coding region: 638-1786 (382 amino acids)
Biological process (GO): protein peptidyl-prolyl isomerization
Molecular function (GO): peptidyl-prolyl cis-trans isomerase activity; protein binding
Source: RefSeq, a predicted model, not a curated record